This is a messenger RNA of Gallus gallus (chicken), 1452 nucleotides long. RefSeq names its product DDB1 and CUL4 associated factor 11 (gene DCAF11). Bases 49 to 1452 code for a protein of 467 amino acids. Gene Ontology annotation, cellular component: Cul4-RING E3 ubiquitin ligase complex. Gene Ontology annotation, molecular function: protein binding. Gene Ontology annotation, biological process: proteasome-mediated ubiquitin-dependent protein catabolic process. NCBI's taxonomy places the organism in Eukaryota, Metazoa, Chordata, Aves, Galliformes, Phasianidae. The record is from RefSeq and is a predicted model, not a curated record. The transcript has 12 exons.
ACUUCCGGUCCCGUGGGAGACACAAACAAGAGCCGCAAAGCCGCGGAGAUGGGGUCCCACGGAAGCCGGGGGGGGGAGGAAGAAGAGGAGGAGGAGGAGGAGGAGGAGGGCGACAUCGGCCUCGAAAGGGCGCUGCGGUCACUGCUCGACCAGUCCCCCCUGGAGCCUUCCGAUGACGACAGCGAUGACGUCACCACCACGCAAGCUCCGCCCCCCGCGCUCUGGAAUCACGAGCUGAGGGCGGAGCUGGAGCUGCUCGGGGGGCGUGGCCUAAAGGGGCGGAGCCUCCCCCGGUUGCUGCGCCAGCGGGAAUGGGGGCGAUGCCGCGGCGGCAGCUUCUCGGGGGGCGAAAGGGCGCUGAUCGGAGAGAGGUUCCUCCCGACGCGGGUGGCUGCGCAGGAGGUUUACCCCCAGAAGGCCUUCUGUGCCGUCUUCUCCUCCGAUGGGAACCUGCUGGUGUCUGCAUGCCAAGACCAGUGGCUGCGGGUGUACUCGUGCCGGGGCUCGUCGCUGCGGGCGCUGCGGUGCUCGCGGGGCCGCGAUGUGGGGUGGGCCAUUCUGGACGUCGUCUUCAGCCCCGACGCCUCGCAGUGCCUCUACUCCUCGUGGUCCGACUACGUGCACGUCUUUGACAUCUAUGGGGAUGGAGAUCAGCACACGGCGCUCGACCUCAGGCCGGAGGAGCGGCGCUUCGCGGUGUUCUCUCUCGCUAUGGGGCCGGACGGGCGCGAGGUGUGGGGAGGAGCCAACGACGGCUGCCUUUACGGCUACGACCGGGAGGUGCAGCGCCGCGUGCUCAGGGUGGCAGCACACGACGACGACGUCAACGCGGUGGCGGUGGGCGACGCCGGGGGGCAGUUGGUGGUCACGGGGGGGGACGACGCCGUUUGUCGCCUAUGGGACCGCCGCUGCCUCCGGGAGGAGCGACCCCGGGAGGUGGCGGCGUUGGCGGGGCACAGGGAUGGGGUCACCUUCAUCCACCCCAGGGGCGACGGGCGUUACCUGGUGUCCAACUCCAAGGAUCAGACGGCAAAGCUGUGGGAUCUGAGGCGCCCGGCGGGGCCCGGGGGGGUGGCGGCAGCCAGGAGGGCCGUGGCCCGGCAGAGCUGGGACUACCGCUGGCAGAGAGCCCCACGGAGGGCCAUGGCAACCACCCCCCUGCCCGGCGACGCGGCGCUGAUGACGUACCGCGGUCACGCGGUGCUGCACACUCUGAUUCGCUGCCGCUUGGCCCCGCCCCCCGGAAGUGACGGGGGGCUCUUCCUGGGCACCGGCUGCGCUUCGGGGGCCGUGAUUGGUAAGGGGGCGGGGCUUAACCCCAGAGGGACCUAUGGGGGGGUGGGGGGGGUGGGAGGGCGGGGCUUAAGGAAGGGGGCGUGGUUGAAGCCCAUUGGUGGCGGUUGGUGGGCGGGGCUAAACCGGAUUGGCUGCUGGGUGGUGGGCGGGGAUUAA